Molecule: messenger RNA, 1482 nt
Organism: Anopheles merus
Lineage: Eukaryota; Metazoa; Arthropoda; Insecta; Diptera; Culicidae
Exons: 3
Coding region: 339-1157 (272 amino acids)
Source: RefSeq, a predicted model, not a curated record
AAUACUCGUAAUUGUUGAGUUUGUAUUUAGUUAUAGUUAUAUACAGUGCCUCAAUCAGAAAACCGGAUAAAAUUUGUUUGAGUUCAAUAAAGUUUUGUUCCAGUAUUCCAAUUGAGACGCUGUAUGGAAAUCUGAUCCAAAUUCUCAAUAUUUCAAAACCAAGAGUGAAAUAUUUUUACCGAGAAUUCGAUCUUUGGACUAAUUUAACCCCGCAGCGUUUCGCAACGGAAGUGAUCAGCCACUGGGAAGCAUAUUGAAAAUCGGAGACAACGCGGAACAAUAUCCCAGAUUUUUACCAACGUAAAAUUCGUACAGGAUCCUGCAUUGGGUGUUUCGUGAUGAUGAUGCAGAACGAGUCCACUCCGGUCAUGACCUCGGAUGCGGGAUGCCAAACGACCGGCAGUCAAUUUUAUGUGGUAAAUUUUAAUGCUCCCGAUGCUUCGGUUGAGAAUGCCUUGCCAGAUUCGGACUGUGCGUUGGAACGCAGCUUGGCGAUAAAUGGUGACAUGAUAGCAGCGCAUUUCCCCUACCAAAUGGCGAUUGAACCGUGGGUGGAAGGGUUCUUUGCAGAUAUUAUAACUUAUUGUACCGGUCAUCCAGUACUCUACAUCUGUCCCCUUGUGAAUGAAUUUGUCCAGCAGAUGCAUUGGUUGCACCAGAACGUGCAGGCCGUGGCAGCGUCCCAGAUGCAGGCAGCAGGCGAGCAGGAGCAGGCGGGUAUGUUCGUGGCGGGUGCACCAUGCCUUGCUCCGUACAGUGAGGACGGCUUGUACUACCGGGCAAUCAUCAAGCAGGUGGACGAUGUGCAAGAUGCCGUGCGUGUGGUGCACGUGGACUAUCUCAGUGAGGAAAUUAUGCCGAAGAGGGAUAUCUGCGAGUGCCCGCUAGAAUUGCGUUUGGUACCAUUGAAUUAUGCAUGUGUGCGGCUGGCGGGCGUUCAGGCAAACGCCGAACUACCCAGUGUAGAGGUUUACGGACGGCUGCAAAAGCUUCUUGCAGAAGCAUCGUUUUACGUGCGAGUUAUUCAGCGCCCUGACGUGGAGCAGGGUAAGACGGGUUUGGUAGAGGUAGAGCUAUACACAGCAAUAGACUGCCAGACGCUCGUCUACCAAAAAUUAUUGGACGAAGAAUAUUUGGUUGCUGUUCCCAAGCAGUAAAUAAUUUCCAACACCCAUGGACAACCAAGUCCAUGGCUUUUCACUAUUCCUUAUUAUUUUUUUUUUUUUCAAAAAUAUAUAGGUCAAAUAUAUAUUUUUUAUAGCUACACAGUUAUGCUGCUGUAAGCAGUUCGAUUAGUAAUUCAUCAUUCGUAUCUAAUGUUUUUUCAAGCUAGACCGUUCAAUUUACUUCCUCGCUUUGAGUUUAAUCUGAUGCCAGUUAGGUUUUUAAUUCUUUACUACAUUAUUCUUUACACAUGUUUUCAAUGAAAGCGUUUUACUUUCUCAGUUUUUGCAUUUAUAACAUUUAACCUCCCAGAUGAGA